Molecule: messenger RNA, 1054 nt
Organism: Gymnodraco acuticeps
Lineage: Eukaryota; Metazoa; Chordata; Actinopteri; Perciformes; Bathydraconidae
Product: killer cell lectin-like receptor subfamily F member 1
Exons: 2
Coding region: 187-528 (113 amino acids)
Source: RefSeq, a predicted model, not a curated record
GACUGCUUCGAAACACGCGCCACACCGAGAGCAUACUGAAAUGGCUUUAUUUUUAGACUGUGACAAUUAAGAAACUUCUUAGAAACUAUUUAGCCAUAAAAUAAACCUUCUAAAGAAAGUUCGACAGACCAUCAGCAGCAGAAAGAUGACGUAUCGAAUUCAGGAUACAGAUUUAAUUCUGCAGCUAUGGACAAAGUGAUCCUGAUCAAAGAGAAGAAGACUUGGGAUGAGGCCUUGGAUUACUGCAGAGAGAAGCACCGUGACCUGGUCUCCAUCACUGACCGUCACCAGCAGAGAUGGGUCGAAAAGAGAGCCAAGAUGGCCGACACUGAGUUCGUCUGGCUGGGAAUGCGCUACACCUGCACUCUGGAUCUGUGGUUCUGGGUCAGUGAUCGUCUGGUCUGCUAUGACAACUGGGCCCAAGACGAGAAGAUUGAGGGUUGUGACAGGGCUACAGCCAUGAAGAGAGAUGGGAAGUGGUAUGAAAGGAGAGAAGGGGAAUCUCUUAAUUGUAUCUGCGCCUUAUAGUAGGCCUACAUUUUUUUAAACCCACCGGUCUAUUUAUAUAAGCUUACUCUACACUGACUGUUCUCUGGGGUUUUUUAAUGGCACAUGUAAAUAAAUCACAACCUGAAGAUGGUAGAACAUCAUUUAUAAAGGUAACACUUAAUGCAGAUUAGUCAUUGACAAAUUCCGAGGACAAGAUUUAUUUUAAGUUGCUUCCUUUAUAGUAGCCGGGGAGAGAUAACUACAGACAGCCUUGGUGCUCAUUUCUUAUUCAAUAUAGAAUAUUGUCAUAUUUCCUUUCAAAGUGUUUUUUUCUUUUCAUUUCUUAAGGUAUUUUUUGUAUACCAUUGGUAGAGUUCAAGAAAUAAUUAACCUAUUCUGCUUUGCUAUAAUAAAUAUUUCAUAUACUCACUUUAUCACAUUAAUUUCCAAGAUGUAAUUCAAUUUGGGUAAUGGUUCAAAUUAUGUAAAAUCAUGAUUAUAAUAUGUUUUUAUUUUAUGUAAACAAUAGAUUUUUUUUCUGACAUGUAAUAAACUGUUAACCAUG